Molecule: messenger RNA, 1862 nt
Organism: Brassica oleracea var. oleracea
Lineage: Eukaryota; Viridiplantae; Streptophyta; Magnoliopsida; Brassicales; Brassicaceae
Product: F-box/LRR-repeat protein At3g59210-like
Exons: 4
Coding region: 120-1628 (502 amino acids)
Molecular function (GO): protein binding
Source: RefSeq, a predicted model, not a curated record
ACAUCACGCACUAUCUAAUAAAAACAUAAAAACACAUGUUAUGUUAGAAGUUAGAACCCUAGUUUUUCAUCUUCCACGGCCACUUCUGCGUUUUAACAAUCAAGGUUGAUCCUGUCGAUAUGUCUUCAAAGAGGUUGAAUCUUGGUUCCAAAGAUUUCAUCAGCAGUUUACCAGAUUGUCUUAUCUGCCACAUCUUGUCUUUCGUUUCUACUAAAGAAGCUGCUUCCACUUCUGUUCUUGCCAAAAGGUGGAGAUAUCUGUUUGCUCUUACACCUAAUCUUGAGUUCAAUGACUCUAUCUAUUUGAAUUCUGAAAUUGCUAAUCAAAGGAAGAGUACUUUCCCGUGGAUAACAAGAAAAAAGAGCAAAACUCCUAGGAGUUUUGUGGAUAGAGUGUUGGUUUUGCACCAGAAUGUUCCUUUAAACAGAUUCUCUCUCAAGUGUGAAGAUGUUGUUCAUCCAGCUAUUAUCAUUAGUUGGUUACUCAAGGUGAUGGACCGUGGUGUGUUAGAUCUUGAUCUACACAUCUCGUCUGAAAUGGGUUACCGGCUACCUUCAGAGAUGUUUUGUAGCGAGACUUUGGUUAGGCUGAAACUAGGAAUAAGAGAUGUUCUCACUAUUACUACGGAGAAAAGUGUUUCUCUUCCAAAGGUUAAGACGCUCUGUCUUGACUAUAUCAUGGUAGAAAACAGUGUGUUUGCUAAGCUUCUGUCUGGAUGUCAUGCGCUUGAAGAGUUAGUUCUUAACAACUUGUUCGAGGUUAAGGGGUCUUGUUCUGUUUUUCAUAACACCCUCAAGAGACUAGUGGUUAGCCGUUCAAGAACUUUUGACGAGAACCACGAGAGUGUGUCAUUUAGCACCCCAAAUCUUGUCUACCUUGAGCAUUCUGAUACUAUUGCAAACAUGUAUCCAAAAGUGGAGUUUAACUCGCUGGUCGAAGCUAGUCUCAAUCUUCGAAUGACAAGCGAUCAGAUUGUCAGCGCAAUCUCAAUUGAGGAUAUUGAUAGAUCACCUCAAGAAGAGAUGGUUGGUAAUGCAACAAAUUUUCUUAUGGGAAUAUGCAAUGUUAAGAUCCUUCACUUGUCAUAUAACACUCUUCAGGUACUUACUUACUGCUGCAAACCAAUACCACAAUUCAACAACCUGAUUCACUUAACCAUUCAGAGUGACCCAGAAGUAGCUUGGGAGUCACUACCAGCUCUACUUAAAAAUUGUCCAAAGCUUGAAACCCUAGUCUUUGAGGGACUCCAUCACAAAUUUAAAAACUGUGGGGAAGAGGACAAGUGUUUGUGCAAACCUUGGGAGGGGGAGGACAUUCCUACUUGCCUAUCAUCAAGUCCAGUCAAGGUUCUAAAGAUAUUAAAAUUUGGAGAAAUCUUUGGUGAUGAGGACAUAGAGGAGCAGAUAAAGCAGGUGCAACACUUCUUAGAGACGAUGCCGAAUCUUGAACAGCUUAUAUUGUAUUAUGAUACAUCUUUUGACGAAGAUGUGUAUGAAGUGUCAGCACAACUUCAGUGGCAUCCAAGAGUGGCUUCAUCCAAGUGCAAGAUUUCAGUGAUCUCUGAUAGCCUUUGCUUGUCAUCUACUGUGCCAUGUUCGGUAGUGAGUAAAUGGGGUCGUCUUCUUUAGAAGAACCUUUCUGGAUUUGGCGCUUUAUUCUGGACCAAUCAUGACCUUUUUCUUUUGUUAUCUUCGGAGCCAAAUAUGAAUGAAUUUUUAUAAGGCUGCUUGCUAAGGGAUGUAAACUCUAAUCAGGAAUCUUGGUUAUUCCUUCUCUUGGUUAGGAAGGACUUGUGUUGUUAUGUUUUGUCUUUUCGCGCAGCAAUGGUAAGUGGUAACUUCACGCAUUGUUUGCUUAUUCUA